Messenger RNA from Lacerta agilis (Sand lizard), 2876 nucleotides. Its product is annotated as zinc finger protein 420-like. Lineage: Eukaryota; Metazoa; Chordata; Lepidosauria; Squamata; Lacertidae. Bases 140 to 2827 code for a protein of 895 amino acids. Gene Ontology annotation, biological process: regulation of cytokine production; negative regulation of transcription by RNA polymerase II; regulation of immune system process. The record is from RefSeq and is a predicted model, not a curated record. The transcript has 4 exons.
UCCAGUUCUAUGAUUCUAUGACAGGGGGAGCACAUGGGAGAAUGUAUGAGAUGUUAAAAUAGGAGAAAGGGCUAACAGAAAUUUGGGUUUCAUAUUUCAUUGUUUUCUUCCUUGAAAUCCGAACAGGACUUUAUUUUCCAUGUGCUCUGAAGGCAGCAGUGGAGAAGACAGUCAGAAAUCUGGGGGACACCUGAAGUUUCAUUCAGUUGAUGAACACACAAAUGUCAAAUUAAUGAACUCAGACAGGAAUCUUCGUGUACAUCAACGACCUCAAACAGGAGAGAAACCAUUUGAAUGCAUGGAAUGCGGAAGGAUCUUCAGUGACAGUGGAUCACUUAGACAACAUCAACAGACUCACACAGGGGAGAAACCAUAUAAAUGUAUGGAGUGUGAGAAGAGCUUCAGUAAAAGUGGAAGCCUUAGCAUCCAUCUACGGACUCACACAGGGGAGAAACCAUUUGAAUGUAUGGAGUGCGGAAAAAGCUUCACUACUAGAAGAAACCUUAGAAUUCAUCAACGGAUUCACACAGGGGAGAAACCAUUUGAAUGCAUAGAAUGUGGAAAGAGCUUCAGGGAAAGUUCGCACCUUCGUUCACAUGAACAAACUCACACAGGAUUGAAACCAUUUGCAUGCAUGGAGUGUGGAAAGAGCUUCAGACAGAGUACAAAGCUUGAUAUACAUCAAAGGACCCACACAGGAGAGAAACCAUUUAUAUGUAUGGAGUGUGGAAAGAGCUUCAGCCAGUUGGCACACCUUCAUGUACAUCAACGAACUCACACAGGGGAGAAACCAUUUGAAUGCAUGGAGUGUGAAAAGAGCUUCAGGACCAGUUCACAGCUUCAUUUACAUGAACGAACUCACACAGGAGAGAAAACAUUUGAAUGCAUAGAGUGUGGAAAGAGCUUCAGGUUAAGUGAAACACUUAGAAGACAUCAACGGAUGCACACAGGGGAGAAACCAUUUAAAUGCAUGGAGUGUGGAAAGAGCUUCAGUAGGAGUUCACACCUUUAUAUUCAUCAACGAUCUCACACAGGGGAGAAGCCAUUUAAAUGCAUGGAGUGUGGAAAUUGCUUUAGUCAGAGUUCAACCCUUAGGACACAUCAACGGACUCACACAGGAGAGAAGCCAUUCAAAUGUAUGGAGUGUGGAAAGAGCUUUGCGCAUAGUGCAGUCCUUGGUAGACACCAACGGACUCACACAGGGGAGAAACCAUUUGAAUGCAUGGAGUGUGGAAAGAGCUUCAGUGGCAGUGGACACCUUAGAAUUCAUCAACGGAUUCACACAGGGGAGAAACCAUAUAAAUGUAUGGAGUGUGGAAAGAGCUUCAGUAGGAGUUCACACCUUGAUAUACAUCAACGAUCUCACACAGCAGAAAAACCAUUUAAAUGCAUGGAUUGUGGAAAGAGCUUCACUACUAGUGGAAACCUUAGAAUUCAUCAACGGAUUCACACAGGGGAGAAACCAUUUAAAUGCAUGGAGUGUGGAAAGAGCUUCACUCAGAGUGCACAACUUCGUCAACAUCACCAGAAUCACACAGGGGAGAAACCAUAUAAAUGUAUGGAGUGUGGAAAGAGCUUCAUGUGUAGAAAGAGCUUCAGUAACAGUUCAGACCGUCGUUCACAUGAACAAACUCACACAGGGAAGAAACCAUUUAAAUGUACGGAGUGUGGAAAGAGCUUCAGCCAGUCGUCACACCUUCACGUACAUCAACGAACUCACACAGGGGAGAAACCAUUUAAAUGUACGGAGUGUGGAAAGAGCUUCAGCCAGUUGUCAAACCUACAAGUACAUCAACGAACUCACACAGGGGAGAAACCAUUUAAAUGUAUGGAGUGUGAAAAAAGCUUCAAGCGGUGUACAGAGCUUGACAUACAUCAAAGGACCCACACAGGAGAGAAACCAUUUAAAUGUAUGGAGUGUGGAAAGAGCUUCAGUCAGUCAUCACACCUUCAAGUACAUCAACGAACUCACACAGGGGAGAAACCAUUUAAAUGCAUGGAGUGUGGAAAGAGCUUCAGUGACGUUUCACACCUUCGUUCACAUGAACGAACUCACACAGGAGAGAAACUAUUUGAAUGCAUAGAUGUGGAAAGACCUUCAGUAGGAGUUCACACCUUGAUAUACAUCAACGAUCUCACACAGCAGAAAAACCAUAUAAAUGCAUGGAGUGUGGAAAGUGCUUCAGUCAGAGUUCAAACCUUAGGACACAUCAGCGGACUCACACAGGAGAGAAGCCAUUCAAAUGUAUGGAGUGUGGAAAGAGCUUGUCAGAGUGGAGACCUUAGAAUUCAUCAACGGAUUCACAGAGGGGAGAAACCAUUUGAAUGUGUGGAGUGUGGAAAGAGCUUCAGUGACAGUGGAACACUUAGAAAACAUCAACGGAUUCACACAGGGGAGAAACCAUAUAAAUGUAUGAAGUGUGGAAAGAGCUUCCGUGACAGUGGAAGCCUUAGAGGACAUAGACGGAUUCACACAGGGGAGAAACCAUUUGAAUGUAUGGAGUGUGGAAAGAGCUACAGUCAAAGUGGAACACUUAGAAUUCAUCAGCGGACUCACACAGGGGAGAAACCAUUUAAAUGCAUGGAGUGUGGAAAGAGCUUCAGUGAGAGUGGGCAACUUCGACUACACCAACGAACUCACACAGGGGAGAAACCAUUUAAGUGCAUGGAAUGUGGAAAAAGCUUCACUCAGAGUUCAAACCUUAGGACACAUCAGUGGAUUCACAAAAGGGAGAAACCAUUUAAAUGUAUGGAGUGUGGAAAGAGCUUCAGUGACAGUGGAGCACUUAGAAAACAUCAAUGGACUCAUACAGGAAAAAACAUCUGAAUGUAUGGAGUGUGGAAAGGUCUUCACUUAUAGUGGAACACUUAGAAAG